Messenger RNA from Megachile rotundata (alfalfa leafcutting bee), 855 nucleotides. RefSeq lists its product as uncharacterized. NCBI's taxonomy places the organism in Eukaryota, Metazoa, Arthropoda, Insecta, Hymenoptera, Megachilidae. The record is from RefSeq and is a predicted model, not a curated record.
AUGACACAUCAGAAGCUAAACCCAAAGAAGCUGUGUACCCUCUUCCACUAUUACGCCUGCACGGAAGAUGUGAACAGAAGAUCAUCUCUAGAGCUGUUGCAGUAUUAUCCUAAGGAACCAGUUAUAUUCGACGUGAAAUCAAACUCGAAGAUAUCUCUAACGAAUUUGAGAACUGUGUCGUCGUCUCCUGUAGUUCCACAAGUAUCCUCGGUCAGAAAAAUAGGAAAAGAUGCUAAUAGAAGUUUGGUGUUCAGUGUGAAGCACUCGUGCACGUUUGUGAAGACGGAUCAGGAGCUUCCUGUGGUGGAUAUCACGUGGAACUAUAAUUCGUAUAGGUACAAAACCUUCGAGUCGUGCCUAAAGAACCUCUACGGCGACAAGUACCCACCCGGCGACGUGGUGUUGAACUCCAUGCAGCUGAAUCUGUUCGACUCGCAGUCAAACGAGUCCGUGAACCUGUUCGACUUCCUGCAGGACAGCCAGACAUCGUUGACCGGCGCCGACAUCACCGGCGUGUCGAGGAAGUUGGAAAUUGAGUAUCUUAAUCCGUUGGAUCACUUUGUGAACAAACUGACCGAUAGACCCACCACAGAGGAGAGAUCCACGGAGACGCUGCACGAGGUUGCGGAUCAACGACGGUCAUCUGACAAUGCCUGCGAGGACCCUAUCAGAACCAUAAUCACCGCGCAAAGAAUACCGAAGGAAAAGAAUACCAAUCGGAGAUCUAGUAGAAAGAUCGAGCCUUGCAAAUGCAAUUUGUCUUCCCACAAACGCGUUUACGAUGAUGGAAAGCAGCCUUUGGAGAAGUGGAAGAGUGCUGUGGAAGAGGAUUGUUCGUGGAUGAAGAUUAGGUGA